This is a messenger RNA of Diorhabda carinulata, 495 nucleotides long. RefSeq lists its product as uncharacterized. Lineage: Eukaryota; Metazoa; Arthropoda; Insecta; Coleoptera; Chrysomelidae. The record is from RefSeq and is a predicted model, not a curated record. The coding region runs from base 99 to 464 and encodes 121 amino acids. The transcript is spliced from 3 exons.
UGUAAAACUAAUUUAAAUAAUUGGAAAUUUGAAAAGUAUCGUAUAAAAUAUUUUUGAUUGUAUGAAAUAAUAAAAAAAGAACUUAUUCCUUUGUUGCAAUGAAAAUGAAAGCAUUCAAUUAUUUAACUGUUUACUGUGUACUGUUUGUGUAUUUUACUGUUGGAUCUGCUACAAGUAAUGAAGACGAGACAGAAAACAUUGAAGCGGAUCUUCGAUUUUUGGAUAUUUCUGAUGUAUUUUCAUCAGUGAUUAAUUCAACUGAGUUGGUACUUACCACUUUAUCAGGAUCAACAGCGGCAAUUUUGAAUGUUGUUGUUACAAAUAAAGUUAUGGAAUUACUCAACACUUGCGAGGUGAUUGGAUCGGAUUCAAAAACUCAGAAUCGAGUUAAGCACUUCAUAGAAGGAUCCUUAGAAACGAUUGAAUCUGCAGUGAAAAAAAUAUAUGAUAAAUUGAACGUUUGAUUUUUGUCGAAUAAAAAGCUAACCGUUGAAA